Molecule: messenger RNA, 1530 nt
Organism: Theileria annulata
Lineage: Eukaryota; Apicomplexa; Aconoidasida; Piroplasmida; Theileriidae
Product: Theileria-specific integral membrane protein, putative
Exons: 1
Coding region: 1-1530 (509 amino acids)
Source: RefSeq, a predicted model, not a curated record
AUGUCAGGAUCGUCAGAUUCUUCAUCACAAAAUAGCAAUUCUAGUACAAGUACAGAUGUAAGUAAAUCAGAUUAUAAAGAUCAUAAUGUCCCUUGGCUUCAUCGUUUUAUGCAUCAUCAUCACGAUGGCCUAGUUAAAGCUGCUCUAUUCUUGGCUGGACUUGCCCUCCUUUUCCCUCUAAGAAUUGGAUUAAAUGGCGCAUCAUUUUGUUUAAAAAGAUUUAAGCUGGAUGAAGAAAUUUUUAGCGUUUAUGUUAACAGAGUUCACAAUGCUAUGGAGAUGGGAUGUAUGAUUGGGGUUACAUUGGGAAACAUAUAUGUUCUAUCGUGUGAGAAGUACAUGGAAGCAAUAUCUAUAGGUAUAAACUGGAUUACCUUCGUGUUUGAGAUUGUAUUAUUGUUUGUGUUUAUAAGUGGAGGACAGCUUGGGAAGUUAACUCUGUUUUAUUGGUCACUAGUAGCUUCAACUUUCAUAUAUGGACUAAAUCAGGUAUGUGCAUUUAAAAUUGGUGGAGAGGCUAUAGUGUAUUACAUGGCUGCAAUGCCCAUUUCUGGCAUUUUGACAGCCAUAAUGCAAUUUUCUUUCACUCGUCUUUUUGGAGAUAGGAAUGUUUAUGAUACUGAUUUACUUGUGAUUGCUUUUCAAUUGGGUGUUUUUAUAUUUAUUAGUUUAAUAAGUGCAUGCGUUUGGACGUUGGCAUAUAUAGAACAAAUUUCGAAGAAUAAAAAAUCAAAAGAUAAAAAUGAACCAAAAUCAAAGAAUUGUAAGAACAGCAACUCAGGUAAAAUUAUUCAAGAAAAUGGUCCAGAGGGGAAAGAGACUAAUAGUGGAGAAAAUAAGGGAAAGAAAAACUGUAGGUUUACUCCGAAUGCGAUUUCUGGAAUGUUAAUGUGCAUAAUUGGUCUUGGAAUAAUUUAUGCAAUUUAUCCAGCGAUUGCACCAGGACAGCUUGUCACUUUUCAAUACGUACAAAAGAUAGAGAUGGUAAACAUGAUUGUUUCAGCCUUGCCAUCACUGAUUAUAGCUAUCAUUUCAGAGGCUACAGAAAAUGGACCUAAUAAGGAAUGGACUGGAUCUAAUUCAUUCUGGCAUGGAUUUAUUGUUUUUGUUGUAAUUGAAAUUGUCGUGGGUAUUAUGUUUAUAAUAUCACUCCACUACAAAGACACAGCCUUAUCUCGAGCUAUACUCAGAAACCCUUUAAUGGCAUCAUUUUUGACAAUUACAUAUUUUGUAUGCCAUAUUAUAGCCAUCGGAGUAGGUUUCCCAGGUGUGGAGGCCAAUUCAAACGGAACAGUUGCAACAGUGAACCUGUUCCUAUCACUCCUGGUCAUGAACACAUUUGAGUUGCUUGGAGAAGGGUACAUAGUGGAGUACAAGAAAUACAGCAUUCGUAACUGGCCCACAGAUGGAAUGACCAUCGGUGAAGCCCUUAAAUUCUGGAUUAGGAAAGCAUCUUUCAAUGCGUGGUUAAGCUUAAAAUCAAGUGUAACCACGGAUGUAAGGAAAAAAUUACUAGAGUCUGUGACAUAG